Molecule: messenger RNA, 219 nt
Organism: Lathyrus sativus (Indian pea)
Lineage: Eukaryota; Viridiplantae; Streptophyta; Magnoliopsida; Fabales; Fabaceae
Source: the annotation of a GenBank genome assembly
AUGGAUUGUGAGAAGAUGAUGAAGAGAAGUGAUGAAGAUGUUUACGUUGGUCUUGCUGUUCAUAGCCAAGUGAUUAAGAUAAAACAAGAAAUAGAGAAAAUCAAACAUCCAUCGUUGGAGGCUGAUUUGUAUAUGACAAGACUCAAAGAUGUUAAGCGUCUUCGUUCUCGUUCUCCUCUUGGAUUAUCAGAAAGAACUAUCCUUCUUGGUCACUCUUAG